UACAAUUUGUAAAUAAUUACUCACAAAUUACAUCUUGAACCAUAUUAUUAAUGGCUACGUAUGGCUCUCUCUCUUUCAAAGUUUUAUUUCAUUUUUACAGGAAUUAUUUGGAAGCGGUUGGUGGAAUUUUGAAAUGCAACUAUCAUUCCACUGGCCUUUCAUCGUUACUUGUGGGUGAAUCGUCACCUCCUAAACAUGACUCACGCGAAAUGUCUAAAAAUCAUCGGGAACGCUCAGUCCAGGAAGCAAAGAUAGGACGAACAAAAAGUCAAGAAACGAAAGCCGAUCCCAGCUACAUGAUGGGACGUUUCGCACACCCCGAACCGACAGUUGAAUUUAACCAACCACAGCGUUAUUCCGUGUCUUCGUUUCCUGCUUCCGCCGCAGACGUCAAAUUAAGGGAUAAACCAACAACGCGAAAUAACGUGCCAUCUUGGUAUAGAGAGUUUCAGAAAGGAAAAGAGGUUUCAGAAAAAGAAAUCAACGAAGAUGCAAAAAUGCCAAAGAACAAUAAAGCAAUGAGCACCACGCGUCUUCCCGGAGAUGUUGGACCAGAACAUCCUGUUGUACGAGGUUACUCUACCACAACACGAUCCUCCUCUAAUCCAGUCGUGCAUCGUGGACCGCCAAAAAGGACGCACACAUAUAGCAAUGAACAAAGAGCUUCAUACCAAGCACCUACCGUUGUACAAAAGGAGCCCGAUAAACCUUCAGCAUCUAACUUAUACGAGGACCAUAUGAAGAAACGACAAUUUGUUCCACGAGAACAGAAAAAAGAAAUAUAUGAACCUGUAGAUUACAUGAAACAAUUCCAAGAGGAAGAAGAAAAAAUUAAAGAAGACGAGAGGCGAGCAAAGGAAGAUCUAGAAAGAAAAUUGCGCGAAGAGGAGGAAGCAGAGCAAAGACAACGUGAAAUGGAGGAGAAAAAAAGAAGAGAAAUGGAAGAAGAAGAAAGAAAACGAAAGGAAACGGAGGCAAGAAAAAAUCCCAAACAUGCAAGAGCGUUGUAUAACUUCACUCCACAGACUUCUAAGGAGAUUGGCUUCAGGAAAGGUGAUAUCGUUUUGUUCUACAGAUCAAUUGACUCGAACUGGUGCGAGGGAGAAGCUCAAGGACAGAUAGGAUUAUAUCCAUUAUCUUACGUAGAGAUUAUCGAAGAAAGUGCUCCGAAAAUCAAAGGCGAGGGAAGAGUUAAAUACAAUUUUAAAGCUGAAUCAGCCAGGGAAUUACAUUUACAAAAAGGUGAUAUAGUAGCGUUAAUAAGACAAAUUGAUGAAAACUGGUUUGAAGGAGUUAAGGAUAAUAAAGUUGGAAUCUUUCCUGUUUCAUACAUCGAGGUGCUACGAAACCCAGAGGAAAAACCAGCAUCUCCAAAUGUGGUGAAAGAAGAGGUUGUUAAAAAGCCAAAUGGAUAUUCAAAAGUUGAAAGUAGUUUUGAUGAUUUCCCCGAACCGUUGAAUACAGAACCGGAUAUACGAGAUCUUAAAGGCGAGAACUUCAUAGUUCUCUUUCCAUACGAACCACAAAAUGAAGAUGAACUGGAGUUAUUGGAAGGUGAUAUAGUAAAGGUGGUAGAAAAAUGUGAUGAUGGUUGGUUUGUGGGUAUUUCAGAGAGAACAGGUGACUUUGGCACAUUCCCUGGUAACUACGUAAAACUGGUGUAAUAUUUGAAUAAGAUGUCUCUUCCAUGUAUUCGCUACUUAUUAAAGUAAGCAAUGAGGAUUUCGUGAAUCAACCGUGAAUACAUGUAUCAUUGUUUGAUAGCAUUGCUAAGCUUCUGAGACUGCGAACACCUACAGGAUACCAAAGUCAUUUUCUUAAUAAAGACGUGUCUUUAACAUAAGAUGUUGUGUUAUUUAGCAAGUUCAUGAUAGCAUAGUUCCGAUACAGAAAAUUUUCUCUCAGCAACAGAUUAAAUUAAAUCGUUUUAAAGUGACUAUAGAUAUAUAUAUUUUUCUCGUACAUUGUUAAACUGAACAUACAAUACCAUCUAUUGAUAUUUACUUUUAUUUGAGCGUGGUAAUAGUGAAAAUGGAUUAUGUGUAAUUAUAAUGUAAUUAAUAUAGGUUUUUUCCCAUAGUUUUGUGUAUAUUAAAUAAUAUCGUAUAAGGCAAAAAUUUAAUGAGGUAUAGAUAAUAAUAGACUCAAA
This is a messenger RNA of Xenia sp. Carnegie-2017, 2149 nucleotides long. RefSeq names its product sorbin and SH3 domain-containing protein 2-like. The coding region runs from base 51 to 1664 and encodes 537 amino acids. NCBI's taxonomy places the organism in Eukaryota, Metazoa, Cnidaria, Anthozoa, Malacalcyonacea, Xeniidae. The transcript is spliced from 12 exons. Gene Ontology annotation, molecular function: protein binding. The record is from RefSeq and is a predicted model, not a curated record.